Galeopterus variegatus (Sunda flying lemur) is the source of this 1076-nucleotide messenger RNA. RefSeq names its product complexin 3 (gene CPLX3). The record is from RefSeq and is a predicted model, not a curated record. Gene Ontology annotation, biological process: regulation of neurotransmitter secretion; neurotransmitter transport; synaptic vesicle exocytosis. Gene Ontology annotation, molecular function: syntaxin binding. The transcript has 3 exons. Gene Ontology annotation, cellular component: SNARE complex; terminal bouton. NCBI's taxonomy places the organism in Eukaryota, Metazoa, Chordata, Mammalia, Dermoptera, Cynocephalidae. The coding region runs from base 95 to 571 and encodes 158 amino acids.
AGCUGUCCGCGAGUCCUGGUGCUGAAGUAGGCGCGGACGUGCCUGGUGCCCGGCGCGUGGUACCAGGGGCCCAGUACCCGGGCCGGCGAAGACCAUGGCGUUCAUGGUGAAGACCAUGGUGGGCGGCCAGCUGAAGAACCUCACCGGGAGCCUGGGGGGCGGCGAGGACAAGGGGGACGGGGACAAGUCGGCGGCUGAAGCACAGGGCAUGAGCCGAGAGGAGUACGAGGAGUAUCAGAAGCAACUGGUGGAAGAGAAGAUGGAGCGGGACGCGCAGUUCACGCAGAGGAAGGCAGAGCGGGCCACGCUGCGGAGCCACUUCCGAGACAAAUACCGGCUGCCCAAGAACGAGACAGAUGAGAGCCAGAUCCAGAUGGCAGGUGGCGACGUGGAGCUGCCCCGGGAGCUGGCCAAGAUGAUUGAGGAGGACACAGAAGAGGAGGAGGAGAGGUCCUCGGUCCUUGGGCAACUGGCCAGCCUCCCUGGCUUGGACCUUGGCUCACUCAAGGAUAAGGCCCAGGCCACACUGGGGGACCUCAAGCAAUCAGCUGAGAAGUGCCACAUCAUGUGACCACUUCUGGAGUUGCCCACUGGGAUGGCCAGAGGGCUGGGCCCACAUGAGGGCUAAAAGUGUGUCUCAACUUCUGGGGACCCAUCCCCCCUUUUAGAUUUUGUUUCCCCUGCCCCACCCAAGCCCCAGAACCCUUAUCAUCCAUGCCCCAGGCCUGCCUUCUGGUCUCUCCCUCUCCGCUGAGGACAAAGUCCCCAUUGCUACCCUUCAGGACCCACCCCCAGCCCCACUCAGCCCAGAGAGGCCUUCCAAGAUUGUAGGAAUAGACCCAUCCCUCUCUGGCCAGGGCCCCAAGUUCCUGCACACAGGAGCACCCGUUGAGAGACACACAGAGGGACACAAAACCCCUGGCAUGUGCAGAGGCAUAAGCCACAGAUGCAUCCUGGCACACACAAACACACACGCAUGGGCAAGUUCCCCUGGGUGCCCAGCCCCUCCAGAAAUACAAUCCAAACACUCAGAUAUGCUCAGAAGGGGCUUUGGGCAGACACCUCAGCAGGCAGGA